Molecule: messenger RNA, 708 nt
Organism: Penicillium samsonianum
Lineage: Eukaryota; Fungi; Ascomycota; Eurotiomycetes; Eurotiales; Aspergillaceae
Product: monocarboxylate permease
Exons: 3
Coding region: 1-708 (235 amino acids)
Cellular component (GO): fungal-type vacuole membrane
Source: RefSeq, a predicted model, not a curated record
AUGGGCUUUGGCCAUUUCAUCCAGGGAAUCGGCGACAAACAGGGGAGAAGAUCCCAAGGGCAGCGUAGAAGCCUCGCCUUUCUGAUCCUGGGCCUGCUGGUCAUCGCCAAGGUCACCAUCUCGUCCAGUUUCCCACAUGCACCACGUCCGUUUUCUCUGAUGCGCUAUCUCAGACCGUUGCGGGAGCUCAGCUUCGGCAUCCUGUGUGCGGCCAGUUUUUCCAUAUACUGGGGACUGUUCGUUCCCUUUGAUUAUAUCGUCGUCGAAGCCAUCCACUACGGCAUGUCGUCGCACAUGGCGUGGUCCUUAGUUCCAAUUCUCAAUGGCACCAGUUUCUUCGGUCGUACCGUGCCCAACUAUAUCGCGGACAAGGUCGGUCGCUUCAACGUGAUGCUCGUCAUGACCUCGUUAUCGGCUAUCCUGGUGUUAGCAUUGUGGCUUCCUGCCCGAGGCAAUGGCGAGCUCAUCACCUUUACGGCCUUAUUUGGCAUCACCUCGGAGUUGGGUUAUCGGAUGGGUACUAUCUUGGCCUUUGCUGCGGUGGGAACCUUGACCAGUCCGCCUAUUGGGGGCGCGAUUGCCGCCGACACUGGGGGCAGCUACACCUAUACGUGCGUCUUUUCAGGCAUGAGCUUUGUUCUGGGUACCAUCGGCCUUGCUGCUCUACGCGUGCGUCUUUCUGGAUGGGGGCUUACUACGAAGAUUUAA